This is a messenger RNA of Eimeria necatrix, 2397 nucleotides long. RefSeq lists its product as hypothetical. The transcript has 5 exons. The record is from RefSeq and is a predicted model, not a curated record. The coding region runs from base 1 to 2397 and encodes 798 amino acids. NCBI's taxonomy places the organism in Eukaryota, Apicomplexa, Conoidasida, Eucoccidiorida, Eimeriidae.
AUGAAGCUUUUUCCUUUUCGUGCUCUUCAACUCGUUCUGCGUCCCGCUGCGCGAGCUCUGCAUGCGUUGGGCUUCGAAUUCAACUUCCCGCCGCCUCCGUUGCUCGUGGAUGUCUGGGCAGCUCUAGCUGCAGCAGCAGCAGCAGCAGCAGCAGCAGCAGCAGCGACCCAAAGCGGGGCUUUCUCUCCGGGCAGCAAGCCUACCCGCAAGCCCGAAGCCCUGAGUUUUCACCAGCAGCCGCGGAGCCCAAAGCCCAGCUGCAGGCGCAAGCAGCAGCAGCAGCAGCAGCAGCAGCAGCAGCAGCAGCAGCAGCAGCAGCAGCUUAGCCUUUUUGGCCCGGAGGUUGGGCUGUCUGUACACUCCAAACGCAUGCAACCAAUGCCGCCCACAGGCCCCCCGACUCCUCAGGGGACUCCGAAGUUUAAAAAGUCCCGCAGCACGAGGGCUUUGCAGGUGGGGGGCCCGGACUUGCCUGCAGCAGCAGCAGCAGCAGCUGCUGCUGCUGCUGCUGCUGCUGCUUCCGAAGACGUGCAGAAAGAGGCGGCAGCGAACGCAGCAGCAGAAGCUGCAGCAGCAGCAGCAGCAGAAACAGCAGCAGGUCCAAUGGAACAGCCCGCACAGAAGCGCCGAAGAAGCAGCACGGCCAGCAGCCGCCGCAGCAGCAGCAGCAUCCCGGCCGAGGACAGAGCUGCAGAGCCUCUAGGCAAGGCCUCGAGAACAGAAAGCCGGGCGGACUCGCUCUGCAGCACGCAGCAGCCAGCAACUCCGGUGGGCCACUCGGGGACUCCGGAGCGCCUUUAUGCUUCUCCGUCUCCCCGCUCCGACUCCGCAGAAGCAGCAGCAGCAGCAGGUGCAGCAGCAGCAGCAGCAGCAGAUGAGCAGCAGCAGCAGCAGCAGCAGCAGCAGGAGCAGCAGCAGCAGCAGCAGGAGCAGCAGCAGGAGCAGCAGCCGAGCUCCUCGUCGACUGGCUGCCCGCCCCCCGCCGCGGACUGCUGCGCCGCGCCCGCAGCAGCAGCGCAGCAGCAGCAGCAGCAGCAGCAGCAGCAGCAGCAGCAGCAGCAGCGGGAGGAGGCGGAGUGCUACUGCGACCUGGAAGGGUACCUGCCGGGGCAGCGGGGGGCCCCCCAGCAGCAGCAGCAGCAGCAGCAGCAGCAGCAGCAGCAACUGCAGCAGCAACUGCAGCGGGAGGGCAGCAGGGCCAAGGCGGGCGGGGCGAAGCUGCGCCACUGGAAGGACUGGGGCGCCGUCGGUGCUGCAGCCCUCGAGGACGCUUUGUUUGCGGACAGCAGCAGCAGCAGCAGCAGCAGCAGCAGCAGCGGGGCGGCAGCAGCAGCAGACGCAGACGCAGCUGACGCUGCAGCAGCAGACGCAGCAGCAGCAGCAGACGCGCAAGACCCCUGGAGAGUCGUCAAGGCAACUGCCUGGGACUUCGGAGCUGCUGGCUGCAUCACUUUCGCUGGCCCUUGCGAGGAGGAGCAGCAGCAGCAAGAACUGCAGCAGCAGCAGGAACUGCAGGAGCCGCAGCAACUGCAGCAGCAGCAGCAGCAGCAGCAGCAGCAGCAGCAGCGGGAACUCCAACACAGGAAACAGGAAGCCGAAAAUACCCCCGUGACGACGCGCCAUAGUCACAGACACACAGCUGCAACAGCAACUGCAGCAGCAACUGCAACAGCAGCAGCAGCAGCAGCAGCAGAAGAGCAGAGAGCUCAGCAGCAACUGCAGCAGCAGCAGCAGCAGCAACAGCAGCAGCAGCAGCAGCAGCAGCAGUUACAGCUACAGAUACAGCAGCAGCAGCAGCUGGAAGAGCUGCAGCAGAGACGAAUAGAGUUCGAAAAAAGGCUACAGCAGCAGCAGCAGCAAGAACAGCAAAUGCUGCUGUGGCAGCUGGAAGCCCAGAAAAUGGAGGCCCGGCUACUGCAGCAAAGGCAAGAAAUGCAGCAGCAGCAGCUGCAGCAGCAGCAGCUGCAGCAGCAGCAGCUGCAGCAGCAGCUGCUGCAGCGCCGUGUUGCUGGAGUCGUGCAAAGACCCGACCCGCAGGAAGAAUUGCGGCUUCAAAGAAGAGAAGCCGAAAGACGCUGGCUGUCAGAAAUCGUGGGGGAUCAGCUGCUGCAGCAGCAGCAGCAGCAGCAGCAGCAGCAAAAGCAGCAGCAGCAGCAGCAAAAGCAGCAGCAGCAGCAGGUGUUUGAGGACCCGGGCGCGUACGACGACGCGCCCCCGCAUUUCCAGCAGGAAAGCCAGAGGAAAGAAGAUGCUGCUGCUGCUGCUGCUGCUGCUGCUGCUGCUGCUGCUGAACUGCAGCAGCGGCAGCAAGAAAUCGCGCUGCUGCUGCAGCACUUAAACCCCCAGGCGCGGCAGCGGCUGUUUGAGCUUGUGCGCGACAGGCUGGUGCAGCAGUAG